GAUCGCCAGUCCGCUGUGUCCCUCGGACACAGCGGAUCACAGAAAGAACUGAAGAUGUCGGCUCGGUCAUGUGAUCAGCUGUGUCCAAUCACAGCUGAUCACAUGGCACUGAUGAUCAGUGUGCCCUGAUGAUCAGUGUGGCCCCAGAAGUGCCACCUGUCAGUGCUCAUCAGUGCCAGUGCCCAUCAGUGCCCAUCAGUGCCACAUAUCAGUGCAUACCAGUGCACAUCAAUGCCACAUAUCAGUGCCCAUCUGAGCUGCCUUUCAAUGUCACCCAUCAGUGCCAGUCAGUGCCACCUAUCAAUGACAAUCAGUGCCACCUAUCAGUGCUGCCAAUCAGUGCCACCUAUCAGUGCCAGUCAGUGCCGCCUAUCAGUGCCAGUCAG
This is a messenger RNA of Staurois parvus, 386 nucleotides long. NCBI's taxonomy places the organism in Eukaryota, Metazoa, Chordata, Amphibia, Anura, Ranidae. The record is from the annotation of a GenBank genome assembly.